This is a messenger RNA of Empidonax traillii (willow flycatcher), 1368 nucleotides long. RefSeq names its product leucine rich repeat containing 23 (gene LRRC23). NCBI's taxonomy places the organism in Eukaryota, Metazoa, Chordata, Aves, Passeriformes, Tyrannidae. The record is from RefSeq and is a predicted model, not a curated record. Bases 1 to 1020 code for a protein of 339 amino acids. Gene Ontology annotation, molecular function: protein binding. The transcript has 7 exons.
AUGGAGGAGCACAGCCCUGAGGAGGAGGAGGAAGAGGGGGAGAAGGAGGACGACGAGGAGGAGAAAGAGAAAAAGGAGGGCGAGGAAGAGGAGAAGGAGGAAGAAGAGGUGCCGGCUCCCUGUCCUCUGACGGAGGAAGUCCUGAAGGAGGGCCUGUCUCUCCUCUGUAAGACGGGCAACGGGCUGUCCCACACCUACGUGAAGUUGGAAGCCAAAGGAAAGAACUUGACAGACAUCAGCCUGCUCAAAAGCUUCAUUCACCUGCGGUAUGUGGAUUUGUCAGAGAACAAGCUGCAAGAUUUGUCUCCACUAAGCGGCCUAACAGAGCUGCUUUGGCUGAAGGUGGAUGGGAACCUGCUCACCAGUGCCUGCAUGCAGGAGCUCUCCUAUCUCCAGGUCAUCAGCUUUGAUCGCAACCGCAUCAAGGAUAUGGAAGGCAUCACUCACCCCCGCUUAGCCACCCUCAGCCUGAAAGAAAAUAAAAUCCAGACAAUGUUGGGCCUGAGUCAGGACCAGUUGUUCAGCCUGCAAGUCCUGGAGCUGCGAGGAAACAAACUAAAGAGCGUAGGAGGGCUCAGUCUUCCCAAGCUCAAGAAACUCUAUCUGGCCCAGACCAACAUUCGCAGCCUUGAAGGCCUCGAGGGGCUUGAGCAGCUGGAGAUUCUGCACCUGCGUGACAACAAGCUGGAGAACCUGGAUGGAUUCUCCAGUAGCAUGAAGUGCCUGCAAUAUCUCAAUCUACGGAACAAUGGGAUCAGUAGCUUUCAGGAGGUGGAAAAACUGCAGGUUCUUCCCGUACUGCAGGCACUGGUGCUGUUGGAAAAUCCAUGUGCUGAUGAACCCAAUUACCGGCUGGAGGUCCUUGCCCUGCUGCCACACCUGCAACGCCUUGACAAGGAAGUAGUUGAGCAAGAUGAGAAGGAAGAGGCAAUGAAAAUCCGUCAGACAAGGCAGGAAGAAAAAGAAAAGGAAAUGGAAGGAGCUCUCAAGGAUGAUGCAUCUCUUCAGGAAAUGGAAUAAUCUCAAGAAGAUGGUGUGACUGAGUGACCUCUGUUUUUAACACCUGUUCCCAGAGGCUGUCAGGAUGUGGAGAUGCCUUUCCCCACAUGUGCAGUUGGGAACGCGAGAGAUGUAGUUGCCAGCUUCACCUCAUUUUACCUCUGGAGAAAAGAGGAGGGCUACCCACCCUGGUCCUGGAAGCUGCCCUGAGGCACUGCAGUGUUUUUGCAGCCACUGCACUGGUAUGUUCUAUUCUCAGUAGGCCCGAGAGGGAAAAUGGGAGAGUUACAGGUUCUGUGGUUCGAUUUAUGGCUCGCAAAAAUCCUGCAAGAUUUUCUGAUUUGAAUAAAAAUAAUUAAUGAGCCUGGA